This is a messenger RNA of Acyrthosiphon pisum (pea aphid), 2085 nucleotides long. RefSeq lists its product as uncharacterized. NCBI's taxonomy places the organism in Eukaryota, Metazoa, Arthropoda, Insecta, Hemiptera, Aphididae. The record is from RefSeq and is a predicted model, not a curated record. The transcript is spliced from 3 exons. The coding region runs from base 701 to 1396 and encodes 231 amino acids.
AACUAGGUAGUUAUUAUAGACUAUAGAGUAUAGGUAGUUGACGUUUAAACAAAGUCAAGGUGUCGGUAAAAACGAUUAACCUUUAUUAGAAGAAAACAUCUGAUAAUACAAUAAGAGAUUAAGUUAUAUCCCACUUAUAACCCAUGAAUUAAAACUUGGUAUCAGUCACAACUGUAGACUGGUUAGAUAAAAACGUUGUAAACGAAUGAGAGGAAUGAACAAAUUUUAUUUAAAUCGCAUAAUAUGAAUAUUGUAAUGUUAAAGUAAACGUAACUAUAGUCAAUAAAUUAUAAUUCAUUGUUUUUAAAGGCUAUUUACACUUCUUAGUGUCUUAACAACAGUGUCUAAUGUCUAUACAGCAAAAAAAAUUGUGUUAAGUCUGAACUUAAUUAUUAUAACAUUAUUUUCUAAAAAAUGUAAUUAGUUUAAUUUUAUAACAAUAGUUUGAUGUAAAACUUUCUACGAAGAAUUUCGAAUAUUAUACACUUUUAUUACAUCAAUUUGAUUAUAGUUAAUAACAAUCCUAUGGUCUAUUGGUAUUUCAACAGUCGCAGUCGGAGCAACAAGUGCCGAUGGUGCGGUAGUCGACGGAAUAAUAUUAAAAUAUUAUUAUAAUCUACUGAAAACGACUGGCACGACGACAACAGGCAACCACUGCGCGAGCGUCGCCAACAUCGCUGAGACCACCACACACCCGGAAAUGGCGCUGAUCGUGCCGGAAGAAUCGCAACGACCGUACCGGUUUGGCAUGACACUGGUGUGCAUCGGCGCCCUAUUCAACUGGCUCGGGCUGGCCGACCACCACACGAAACCUGUGCCGGCUGUCCGGUACAUCGGAGUCGGCCUGGUCGCCUCGGGCGCAGUGCUCAUAUGCAUGGCCAUGUGCUUCUGGAUGAACAGCGUGCGUGACGACGAAGACGACGAGUCGAUAGACCACAUCCACGUGAUAUCACUGGACCCACCGAUGCGGUUGGACGAGAAGCCGCCGGACUACGCUUCGGUGGUGGACGUGCCGCCGCCCAGUUACGAUGACGCGAUCAAGUUGGACCCGCAGCGACUGAUGGACAGCAGUGGCCACCGGGCGGCGAGGGACACCUGUUCCAUAACCGUGGUGCCGCCAGACGAGUGCGACAAAACGUCGUCCGCCAACGAGGUCGCGGUGCCGGUCGUCGACACUACAAAUGCGUCGCAGCCGACGACCAAACUGGCGCAGGCCAUCCGAAAGAGCAUACGCGACAUACGCAAGCAACUGACGAACACAGUGAGCGACGGGGCGGUGGACGUGGAGCAACAGCAACAGAGCAGUUCCGCUGUCCAUAGCAGUGACGCCACCUCGGCCGCUCUCCGCAAGUCCGACGCUCAGACAGUAGCCACCAACGCGGCAACAACUGACUAGCGUGCAAUAAUGUUAUUAUCGAUGUAUUGAUAUUAAUAUAUAUUUUAUUGCAAUACAUCGUUAAUGAUGUUACAUUGUUACUGCUAUAAUGCUGUAUUGUUGCAUUUUUUUUCACAAGACUGAAAUCACAAAACUUUAUAUUAUAUUAUUAUAAUAAUGAUUAGGUACGAUUUAAUAUAUUAUAUGAUACAUUUAAACUUAUUAUAAUAUUAUUGUUAGAUAUAAGGUCUAUAUUAUUUUGUCAGUUGGUUUGCACGCGCUUUGUGUUUUUCGAUUGGUACCUACCUAUAUUGUUCUGUGCUACUGCAGUGCUGCUGUGUUACCCGAAAGCGUUGUGAUUUACCCAACAUUUAUUGUUAAAAUAUUAUUAUUAUUAUUGUCAUUGUUAUUAGAGUGAACCUACCUAUCAUUGUCGCCUAAUAAGUUGUUAUAUUGGGAAGUCGAGAGUAACGCCUACGAAAUCGUCGAUUCCUGUAAAAUUAUAUUAAAAUAUUGUUCCCGUCGACGAGUUCAGUAUACUUUUGUUAAUAAUUAAUAUAAUACACCUUACAUGAAUAAAUUAAAAAAUAUUUAACGUACACGUUAUACGAUGUGUUGAGAUGGUGCACGAACUACCAUCUGUUUAAUUUCACCUUAUUUCCAUUGUACAUAAUAUUUUAUAAUAAUAAUAUAAUGUUAUGCUUUGUGUA